This is a messenger RNA of Echinostoma caproni, 795 nucleotides long. Lineage: Eukaryota; Metazoa; Platyhelminthes; Trematoda; Plagiorchiida; Echinostomatidae. The record is from the annotation of a GenBank genome assembly.
AUGGAAAAGCACUCGAAUUCCCCAGUCCCCAUGGUAACUUCCACUGUAUCCGCUGUCGGGACAGCCGUGUCCGUGGCCACCGCGAUGGCUGACUCGACAAUGUCAAAUUCGCCCAUGUCCUCCAGUCAGUCGUUUACCUCCUCUUUUCCUGAUCACGCAUUAGACUCCACUCUUCCCCGUCCGGGUGCUCUGCUAUCCGAGCUCCUAUCCGACUGUGAUCCGCCAGUGGUGAUCAAUGAUUCCCUGUCCACAGUUCCCCCGUCCAUACCCAUUACUACAACCAGUCUUGGAGCUGGAGCUGCUUCACCCUUGUUAAAUCCCACUUCCAUCACCACCUCCACGACAACAACGACGACCGGGACGUCCGGCUGUAGUGUAGGUGCUGCUGGGGUUGUUGGUUGUGUGGACGAUCUCUUGAAUGAUACAGUGCGACAAUCUGUAUUCGCUCGAGCUACUGUCAAGAUGGACGCAAUCUUGCGACUUGUGGCUUGUAGACAAUUCGAAACACUGUGCCUCGGUCGACUUGGUGUUGCGUCAUCAGCAGAUGUCGAGCAAUUGCUGAGGACGGGGUCUUGUAAUUUCGACCGUCGUUUCUAUGCAGCGGGCUUGACCUCAAUUGGGUCAGCUGAUUUGGGACCCAAUUGGGAAUUCGUUCCACCACCCGAUUGCGUUCGGCCCAGACUAGGCGGUCGUGGUGAAAGUGAACAUCACUCGGACUUGAAGGUUGAGAAUUUGGAUCGCACGACCACCGCUGGACCUUUUCUACUUCUCCAUGUGCUCCCAGGUGGCCCUUAA